Messenger RNA from Acinonyx jubatus (cheetah), 4566 nucleotides. It is a transcript of the gene COG3, whose product is annotated as component of oligomeric golgi complex 3. The transcript has 23 exons. The record is from RefSeq and is a predicted model, not a curated record. Gene Ontology annotation, biological process: intracellular protein transport; intra-Golgi vesicle-mediated transport; Golgi organization. Bases 185 to 2671 code for a protein of 828 amino acids. Gene Ontology annotation, cellular component: membrane; COG complex; cis-Golgi network. Lineage: Eukaryota; Metazoa; Chordata; Mammalia; Carnivora; Felidae.
CACGUCUGUCCUGGCCUCGGUCCCGCCCACACACACUGUAGAAGCACUUCCGGAGUCAGGGUAUUCCGCUCCGCCCCGCCGCCGGUGCCUUGCUGGAAGCCCCGGCUCCCCCGGAAGUGGCCAGGGCCUGUCUGUGGGGGUCUCCUCCACCCCGCUGCUGUUGAGGGCCGCAGGGGCGGCGGCGAUGGCGGAGGCGGCGCUCCUGCUGCCGCCUGAGGCGGCGGCAGAGCGGGACGCUCGGGAGAAGCUGGCUCUCUGGGAUCGGAGACCCGACACGACGGCGCCGCUGACCGACAGGCAGACGGACUCGGUGUUGGAGCUGAAGGCGGCGGUGGAGAACCUGCCUGUGCCGGCCGAGCUUCCACUUGAAGACUUGUGCAGUUUAACAUCCCAGUCGCUGCCUGCUGCAGAGCCUUCAAUAGUACCUGAAUCUACAGAAGACAUUCUCUUGAAGGGUUUCAUUUCCUUAGAAAUGGAAGAAGAAAGAAUUGAAACUGCACAGCAGUUUUUCUCAUGGUUUGCAAAGCUACAAACUCAGAUGGAUCAGGAUGAAGAAACUAAAUAUAGACAGAUGAGGGAUUACUUGUCUGGGUUUCAGGAGCAGUGUGAUGCUAUAUUGAAUGAUGUAAACAGUGCUCUUCAGCAUCUGGAAUCAUUGCAGAAACAGUAUCUUUUUGUGUCCAAUAAGACAGGAACCCUACAUGAAGCCUGUGAACAGCUCCUAAAAGAACAGUCGGAACUUGUUGAUCUGGCAGAAAACAUUCAACAAAAGCUUUCCUAUUUUAAUGAAUUGGAAACUAUUAACACAAAACUGAAUUCUCCUACAUUGUCUGUUAAUAGUGAAGGAUUUAUACCUAUGCUGGCCAAGUUAGAUGACUGUAUAACAUAUAUCUCAUCUCAUCCACAUUUUAAAGAUUAUCCUGUAUAUUUGCUGAAGUUUAAGCAGUGUCUUUCUAAAGCCUUGCACCUCAUGAAGACAUACACUGUGAACACGCUACAGAACCUCACCAGUCAGUUAUUGAAAAGGGAUCCUGCAUCUGUACCCAAUGCAGACAAUGCCUUCACAUUAUUUUAUGUGAAAUUUCGAGCUGCUGCUCCCAAAGUCAGAACUAUCAUUGAACAAAUAGAACAGCGAUCUGAAAAAAUACCUGAAUACCAGCAACUGCUGAAUGACAUCCAUCAGUGUUACCUUGACCAGCGGGAGCUUCUUUUAGGCCCUAGUAUCACUUGUACUGUAACAGAGUUAACCAGCCAGAACAACAGAGAUCAUUGUGCCUUGAUUCGCAGUGGCUGUGCCUUUAUGGUUCACGUGUGCCAGGAUGAGCACCAGCUUUACAAUGAAUUUUUCACAAAACCAACAUCAAAAUUAGAUGAACUUUUGGAGAAACUGUGUGUGUCGUUGUAUGAUGUCUUCAGGCCCUUGAUCAUUCACGUUAUUCACUUAGAGACUCUAUCAGAACUUUGUGGGAUCCUUAAAAAUGAGGUGCUUGAAGAUCAUGUACAGAACAAUGCUGAACAACUGGGAGCAUUUGCAGCUGGAGUAAAGCAGAUGCUGGAAGACGUACAAGAGCGGCUAGUCUACAGAACCCACAUCUACAUUCAGACGGACAUCACGGGCUACAAACCUGCUCCGGGAGACCUGGCAUAUCCUGAUAAGUUGGUGAUGAUGGAGCAAAUUGCACAAAGUUUAAAAGAUGAACAGAAGAAGUUACCUUCGGAAGCUUCGUUUUCAGAUGUUCAGUUAGAGGAAACAGAGUCUAAUAAUCUAACAAAAUCUGGUUCAACAGAAUCCCUCAAUCCUAGACCACAGACGACAAUUUCUCCAGCAGAUCUUCAUGGAAUGUGGUAUCCUACAGUUCGAAGAACUCUUGUGUGUCUCUCCAAAUUGUACAGAUGCAUAGAUAGGGCAGUGUUCCAAGGAUUGUCCCAGGAAGCCUUGUCUGCCUGCAUUCAGUCACUACUUGGAGCAUCAGAGUCUAUCAGCAAAAACAAGACUCAGAUUGAUGGACAACUUUUCUUAAUUAAGCACCUUUUGAUCCUUCGUGAACAGAUUGCUCCAUUUCAUACCGAAUUCACCAUUAAGGAAAUUUCCCUGGACCUCAAGAAAACUAGAGAUGCAGCGUUUAAAAUCCUGAACCCUAUGACUGUCCCAAGAUUUUUUAGGCUGAAUAGCAACAACGCCUUGAUAGAGUUCUUGUUGGAGGGUACUCCUGAGAUAAGAGAACAUUAUCUUGACUCUAAAAAAGAUGUAGACCGUCAUCUGAAAUCGGCCUGUGAGCAGUUUAUUCAGCAGCAGACCAAGCAGUUUGUAGAGCAGCUGGAGGAGUUCAUGACAAAGGUUUCAGCAUUAAAGACGAUGGCCAGUCAGGGAGGACCCAAGUAUACUCUUUCACAGCAGCCUUGGGCCCAGCCAGCAAAGGUCUGUGAGCUUGUAGCAAGUGCCUACAAGACAAUAAAAGCGAAGAUGCCUCUGACCUUGAGAAGUAUGUCGUUGUACCUAUCCAAUAAAGAUACAGAGUUCAUCUUGUUUAAACCUGUUAGGAAUAAUAUUCAGCAAGUUUUCCAGAAAUUCCAUGUUUUGCUGAAGGAAGAUUUUAGCCCUGAAGAUACCCAGAUCAUUGCUUGUCCUUCUAUGGAACAGCUGAACCUUCUACUGUCCGUUUCUAAAUAAUCAGGCCCGGCGGGCCGUGCGUGCCGAUGUCUGUCCGGUUGGAGCGGGCUGGGAAGUCUGGCAGCCUGCAGGACACCGAGGAACUGUCUGUGGGAAUGUCCCCGAGAACCACGUAGGUGCGCUGCUCAGUGCUGACUACAGAAUGAAAAACAAGCAGAAUGUUGGAAAGAUUGGUGUUUCCCUUUUAAAAACAUCACAAUGCCAAAGAUUAAUCUAGGCGUGUGAGAACUGCCUUCUUUAAAUGGUCAUGAGAAACGGGCGUCUUUCGGGGUAGCUGUGGUGGGCACGCAGUGAAAUGGUUCUUAGUAAACGACGUGCAAUGAAAAUCGGUUACAGUAAGGGGCGCGAAGAAGAACUUUAUAGAAAUUCAGUUAAUUAGAAAGCUUCUAAGAGUAAGGUUUGUUAAAGCCUGAAACACUGCAACACUUUGAGCCACUGAACAUUCCACAGAGGCUAUUUUUUUUACUUCCAGAAAUCUCAUUUCUACACUCUAUUUAAUGUAAUGUUUCUCCUAUCACUUUGAAGUUUGUUUGAGGUAGAUUGGAUGCAUCUGAGAACACACUCUGCUUUCCUGGGAAUUUGGGGUGUUAUCUUUUCUGCGUGUUUGAUGUGAGGUAGUUUCAAGAUGCAAGGACUCCGUGUAAGGUCCCAGUGUCUGUACUCCUUGAACUGCUUAGGUGCAGAAACGUUCAAAAGCAGGGCCUGGCGCCUCCCUACAAUAGAGAUGUGCCGUAUCUUUAAUGAGAAUCUUCACGGUGCAAUAGUCUGUGUUUGCGAGUGGGAAGUACCAAUUAAGGUGGCUUAAAUCCGGCAUGUCGGGGAGAGAAGGAAACCUGAUGAAUAGUGCGUCUCGUGCACGAAGGUUAGGGUCACCGGCUUUCUGUGCACUGCCUUCGGUUUUAGCAGCUCUUGGAAAAGUGAACACUUCUGUGUCCCGUGCAUCCGUUCAUUGGCUGUGCUGGGCCCCAGGCCGAUGGGCCUCUAGCCCUGCUACAGCAGGAAACGUUCUACUAACCGAGACCAGGAGGAUGAAGGUGGCCCACCCCUUGACAUCUCCCGUACUCUGUUGGGGAUCAUCACAUAAAUUAUGCACAUCUCUGAGUUUUCCUACUGAAAACUGUUUCCUGAUUGGAUAGGCUGCUUUUUGGUUCAGGAGGAGUUGGGAAUUAUUCAAACACUAUCUAGGAGUAGAACACUGAUGAGGGUUCUGGAAUGUAGCCAGCAGACCUCAUUCUGUAGGACCGUAGGGCAUUUUUCAUCCCCUGCAAGAAGACUCGCAGUGUGUACAUAGGUUGCAUAUCCCGAUGUCUGUCAUUUUAAACAGGUCACUUGUUCUUCACCUCUGUUUAAAUUGGUGACGAAUGUGGCUUGAUAGAGCUUAGCAGUCUAUUUUGGGAAGGAAAGAGGUGAAGAGGGUCCAUAUUCAUUCUUUGACAUGAAAUGAAUGAUGGAGAUUAUAUUUACUUCCACUUACUAUUUUAAAUACAUGUCUAAUGAAAUAAACUGUAAAAUAUCCCGUUUUCUGUAUUAUAUGUACAUUUGAUUUUUUAAUAACCUUUCCAAAGAAAUGAGGGCAUGAUUAUUGUACAUUACUGUGAUUUAAUCUGAUGUACAGAACAAGUUGUGUUCUACUUAAGGAUAAAAAUAUUUGAUGGCACUCAUUCUUGUGUUUUGGAUCUUUUAUUCCUGAAACACUCGAACAUCUUACAAAGUGCUAAGUAGGUGGUAGUGAUCCAACUUGUUUGCUAAAUGAAUAUUUGUUUAAAUCUGUACAGUUUCAAGUGUUUACUUAUACAAAGAGUGUACAUACUUUCAAAUAAUUAAUUUAAAAUGCUUUAUAUUAUUUGGCUAGAAAUCGCUGUUUUUAAUAAAUGUGAAUUUUUUUUAAAAAUAAA